AUGUUUGCUGCAGGACGUGGCUACUCCGAAUACAAAGCAAGUACGAUAAGUGGGGACUCGAAGGCCACUUUGGCUACUCGCCUAAUAACCACAAGGUUUUUCAGCUCUUCAAUCACGGUACUUGAUUCGCUCUACAAGAGCUACAAGUCUCUUGUUCGAGCAUUCAUCCAGAACCGCGAGACAGCAAGCCCUGUAGACGCUGUCAAAUUCAAAGUUCGUGGUCAAGAUUUUGCAGUGGAACUAGUCCUGAUGUUGGACAUAUUCACGCCCAUUAAAGACCUAUUGGAACGUUGCCAACGCGUCGAACAGUACAUCUGGAAUUCUAUUUUGUGGAUUCGAGACACCUUGGAACGGUUGGACCGAAUUAGUGCCGAACUCGAACAGCUACACAAAUUAGAUGAUCUCUCCCGCCUUCCCAGUCACUUGUUUCCGCACACCCGAAAGCAUGCGGAAGAACUUGGCAAACGAAAGUUUUUUGAUCUUGAGCUUCUGGACGGCUGGCUCACACGGCCUAGUCCCGGCCGCGGCAAGUCGGAUGGCGUUGAGUGGGUGCUUUAUGAGCCUGAAGAGUACCUUCAUGACGUGGCAGACCUUAGUAAAAAUUUAAAAUCAGCUCUACGAAAACGGUAUCAGGAUUGCUCAAGCCCUUUAGCUCACCUUCUCGAUGAAUGCCUCAAUCCGCGGCGAGUGUUGCAGUGUUUGACGGGUAGUCGAUCUGUGCCUGAUGGGCGGCCCAAGCUCGACCAAGGCAAUAAUUUCAAGCUUGGAGGCGUGACAGCUUUUCAUACUUUUUUCAACUUCGUAUGUUCACUCCCCCACGUGAAGAAAAGGCAGUCUGAAGAAGAUCUCGACUUCGAUCCUCAAUUUUCGAAUGAAACGUACUUCAAGUUUUGUACUUUCAUACACGAUUGUGUAUGGGGUAAGUCGGGGUUCUCCCUCAAGACCUGGUUUCCGGAGCUCCCAGAAGUCUCCUCACAGCUGGUGAAGAUGUCGCGCUGCGUGGCCAAAGAGGAGAAGUACGAGUUCUCUUUUUCAAUCGGCAAUUCAUUUUCAAGCUCCUUCGAUGAAGCCGCAUUUUUUAAAUCUUUCUACGUGGAUAAAAAGGUGUUUGAGAAGGUUGGGCAGGAACUCUGUACUGCUCUGGAUGUGGCUGUGUCCAUGGGUGGGUGUGAAGCCGUGGUUGAAUCGUUCUACUCCGUUGUGGACACCCAGCAGAAGGGAGGUAACAUGUCAAAUGAGACGUUGGAGGUCCAGGUUUUAGUCACUCGGUCCAGGUCCGGCGCCGGGCAGACCGGUCCGGGUCCGGGUUUUAGUCAGUACCCCCUGUCGCAUCUGCCAUAG
Molecule: messenger RNA, 1341 nt
Organism: Hyalella azteca
Lineage: Eukaryota; Metazoa; Arthropoda; Malacostraca; Amphipoda; Hyalellidae
Exons: 6
Coding region: 1-1341 (446 amino acids)
Source: RefSeq, a predicted model, not a curated record